Molecule: messenger RNA, 1851 nt
Organism: Chinchilla lanigera (long-tailed chinchilla)
Lineage: Eukaryota; Metazoa; Chordata; Mammalia; Rodentia; Chinchillidae
Gene: Akt1s1
Product: AKT1 substrate 1 (proline-rich)
Exons: 6
Coding region: 134-910 (258 amino acids)
Biological process (GO): negative regulation of TOR signaling; neurotrophin TRK receptor signaling pathway; negative regulation of protein kinase activity
Cellular component (GO): cytoplasm
Source: RefSeq, a predicted model, not a curated record
CCAUGCUGGCUACGGGCACUGGGUCUGCCCUGGACCCCGGGCGCGGUGGGGAGGAGUCUGCGCGGCGGAGCGGGGCCCCCGACGCUCACCCGGCCUCCUGCAUGAUCGCGUUCUCCACGCCUGCGGGGUGCGGAUGGCGGCGGGGCGGCCCGAGGAGCUAUGGGAGGCCGUGGUGGGGGCCGCCGAGCGCUUCCGGGCCCGGACGGGCACAGAGCUGGUGCUGCUGACCGCCGCGCCGCCACCGCCGCCGCGCCCGGGGCCCUGCGCCUACGCAGCCCAUGGCCGAGGGGCCCUGGCUGAGGCCGCCCGCCGCUGCCUCCAUGACAUCGCCCAGGCUCACAGGGCUGCGGCCGCCGCCCGACCACCCCAACCCCCGCCAAUGCCCCAGCCGCCCAGUCCUCCUCCGAGCCCGCCCCGCCCGGCCCUGCCCAGGGAGGAGGAGGAGGAGGAGGAGGAGGAGGAUGAGCCGACAGAGACCGAGACCUCCGGGGAGCGGCUGGGCGGCAGUGAUAACGGAGGGCUCUUCAUGAUGGACGAGGACGCCACUCUCCAGGACCUGCCCCCCUUCUGUGAGUCGGACCCUGAGAGCACAGACGACGGCAGCCUGAGCGAGGAGGCCCCCGCCGGCCCCCCAGCCUGUUCUCUGCCCCCCGCCUCGGCCCUGCCCACGCAGCAGUACGCCAAGUCCCUGCCCGUGUCUGUGCCCGUCUGGGCCUUCAAGGAGAAGAGGAGCGAGGCGCGGUCGUCAGAUGAGGAGAACGGACAGCCCUCCUCGCCCGACCUGGACCGCAUCGCGGCGAGCAUGCGCGCGCUAGUGCUGCGGGAGGCCGAGGACACCCAGGUCUUCGGGGACCUGCCUCGACCGCGGCUCAACACCAGCGACUUCCAGAAGCUGAAGCGGAAAUACUGAGGCCCGGAGACGGCGUCCCGGCCGCGUCCGCCCGCCCCACACUACGCCCCCGCCCCGCCCCCGAAGCCCGCCAAUCCGCGGGCCUGGCCGGGCCCAGCCGGUCCCCCGCCUUUCGGGCCCACGGCCUCCUGUUCCAGGGUGCGAGAUCUGUCCAGCCCGCCGGUUGGGUCUCUCGCCCUUUUCUUUACCCAACGACAGAUUCUUUAAGGACCCUGAGUCGCACUCUGGACGGGAGCGUGGCUAGUUCUAAACCCGUAAUGGAUCAAUUCCGUCGUUUUUCUGCCUAGCGACAAAGUCUGUUGCUCGGCAUUGGCUUCUUCCCCGAAAGAGUACAGCAAAGCUCCAGGAUUGGGUAGUGGCCUCCACUUUAGCCUAGUGACUGGGCAGCGCUUUCAUUUGAUUGGCUUGAAUCCAGUCAAAGGGCUCUAUCAAUCUCCGGGGAGUUACCCUCCGCCCUCUCUGACUCCUACUUACUGAUUGGCUACACCUUCGGGGUGUGGUCAAGCUGCCCCUGCCCUCGGAUCCUCCCUCCUGAUUGGCUGCAGCCUUUGGGGGGCGUGGUCAAGCUCUCGUACCCAGAAUCAGGCUGAGGCUUUCAGUUUGCUGGGUUUUUUUUACACUACUGGGGCUGGGCUCGUUUUUUUGGCCAAGUCCUGACUAUUGUACCCCUGGCCCCCUCAGGGACCGCUCAGUCCUGUCCCUGCGUCCACAACCCCCACUGGUUCCAUCCCACAAGAGCCUGCCAAUCGAAGCCCGUCCUUUUAUCCAGGACGGUACCAGCUCCCGCCCCUCUCCCCCACCCUCACAGGUGCCUUAAAGGCCCCUUGUCCACCCAAGGUGGGGGACAGGGAGCCUCACUCUCCGGCCCUGGUGUGGGGGAGAGAGUGGGAGGAUUGGGAGUUAGGAGGGGCGCUGAGAUUAAAAGAGUUUGAUAAAUGUGA